This is a messenger RNA of Pelobates fuscus (common spadefoot toad), 4095 nucleotides long. RefSeq names its product myotubularin related protein 3 (gene MTMR3). Gene Ontology annotation, cellular component: cytoplasm; membrane. The coding region runs from base 306 to 3815 and encodes 1169 amino acids. Lineage: Eukaryota; Metazoa; Chordata; Amphibia; Anura; Pelobatidae. The transcript has 21 exons. The record is from RefSeq and is a predicted model, not a curated record. Gene Ontology annotation, biological process: regulation of autophagy; phosphatidylinositol dephosphorylation. Gene Ontology annotation, molecular function: metal ion binding; phosphatidylinositol-3-phosphate phosphatase activity; phosphatidylinositol-3,5-bisphosphate 3-phosphatase activity.
UGCGCAAAUGACGUAGCUCCCCUGGCCGUUCCCGUUCUUGCGCUUCCGCCAUGUUGUUUUGGUUGUGAGAAGGAAGGAAGGAAGAGCCCUGAUCCUGGAUUGACAGCAACUGACAGCAGGGAGGGGGCAGAGACAGCCGGCACCGGGGACCCCAGCCCGCCGGGCCGCACGAUAUUUUGGUAAAAUGUAUUAAAAGGAUUCAAGACCUACGAAGUCUUCAACAUUCUGCAAGGUAUAAUAUAUAUUCCUUUUGGUGGACAGAUCCUUGGGUACCAAACACCUUCCUUCUCACUGCUGCAUAAAUCAUGGAUGAAGAAAGUCAGAGCAGCCUUGAGUGCAUUCAAGCCAACCACAUAUUCCCUCGAAAGCAGCUAAUCCGGGAAGAUGAAAGCCUCCAGGUCCCCUUCCAAGAGCUUCAUGGGGAGAGCACCGAAUAUGUGGGUCGAGCCCAGGAUGCAGUGAUUUCUCUUUCCAACUAUCGUUUAAAUCUCAAACUCAAAGAAUCUUUUAUCAAUGUUCCUCUACAGCUGAUAGAAUCUGUGGAAUGUCGAGAUCUUUUCCAGCUUCACCUUACAUGCAAGGACUGCAAAGUAAUCAGGUGCCAGUUCCUAAACUUUGAACAAGUACAGGAGUGGCAGAAGCGUCUCAAUGCUGCACUUCGGCCACCAACUCGAAUCGAAGAUCUUUUCUCCUUUGCGUACCACGCAUGGUGCAUGGAAGUUUAUGCCAGUGAGAAAGAACAGCAUGGGGACCUUUGUCGACCAGGUGAUCAUGUGAUUUCACGAUUUAAGAAUGAGGUUGAGCGAAUGGGGUUUGACAUGGAUAACGCUUGGAGAAUUUCCAAUAUUAAUGAAAAAUUUAGGCUUUGUUCCAGUUAUCCACAGGAGCUGAUUGUCCCGGCCUCUAUAACAGACAAAGAAUUGGAGAGUGUUGCCAGCUUCCGCGCUUGGAAGCGUAUUCCUGCUGUGGUGUACCGGCACCAGAGUAACGGGGCUGUAAUCGCUCGCUGUGGUCAGCCUGAGGUCAGCUGGUGGGGUUGGAGGAAUGCAGAUGACGAGAACCUUGUUCAGGCCUUGGCCAGGGCAUGUGUGACCGAUCGAAACAAAGCCAGCCCAGGCAAAAUGGCCAAUGGCAGCUGCACUCAUGCUAAUGGGGGAGUUCUUACAGACGUGGAUUUUGAUUCCUCUGUUCCACAUAUAUCCACACCUGAAACCCCGCCUGUACAGCCAUCAAAGCUGUUGAUUCUUGAUGCUCGUUCUUAUACUGCUGCAGUGGCUAACCGUGCCAAAGGAGGAGGCUGUGAAUGUCCUGAGUAUUACCCAAACUGUGAGGUUGUCUUUAUGGGAAUGGCCAAUAUACACUCCAUCCGCAAGAGCUUCCAGUGCCUACGGCUAGUUUGCACACAGAUACCUGACCCAAAUAGUUGGCUUUCUGCCCUAGAGGGCACAAAGUGGUUACAGCACCUCUCUGUUUUGCUUAAGUCUGCUCUGAUGGUAGUACAUGCAGUGGAUCGAGACCAACGUCCCGUCAUCGUGCAUUGUUCUGAUGGUUGGGACCGCACUCCCCAGAUUGUAGCUCUCGCCAAAUUGCUGCUGGACCCUUAUUACCGGACCAUAGAGGGCUUUCAGGUCUUGGUGGAAACUGGGUGGUUGGAUUUUGGGCACAAAUUUGCAGACCGUUGUGGGCAUGGAGAAAAUUCUGAAGAUCUAAAUGAGCGCUGUCCAGUCUUUCUGCAGUGGCUGGAUUGUGUACACCAACUACAGAGGCAGUUCCCCUGCUCUUUAGAAUUCAAUGAGGCCUUCUUGGUGAAGCUGGUGCAGCAUACAUACUCCUGUCUAUUUGGCACCUUCCUCUGUAACAAUGCUAAGGAGCGAAGUGAAAAGCACAUCCAAGAACGCACAUGCUCAGUUUGGUCACUACUGCGUGCCGGGAAUCGGGCCUUCAAAAAUUUGUUGUACUCCUCUCAGUCAGAAACAGUACUGCAUCCUGUAUGCCAUGUGCGGAAUUUGAUGUUGUGGAGUGCAGUCUACCUCCCUGGAUCAUCGCCAUCCACACCUAGUGAAGAGUCUUGCACCCCUUAUCCUGCUUGUGGAUCAUCAGCAGAGGAGCAGCCUCUUUGCAGGUUACCCAAGACCCGUUCAUAUGAUGACAUACCAACAACCUGUGACAUGACUGUACCUUGCACGAACAGACGCAGCAGUGAUCCAAGCCUCAAUGAAAAGUGGCAGGAGCAUCGACGUUCUUUGGAAUUAAAUAGCCUGGGGAACCCUGGGGAUGAUCUUCAAGAGGGAGAAAGGCUGUCACUGGGGGCACAGCUUUCAAUGGCUGCUGGUGUUGGGGAGGGACAGAUGGAGAACAUCUUGCAGGAGGCUAGCAAAGAGGAAGUGGGGAAUGAAGAACACACAGGUAAACCAGGAAUUGGGGCAGGGAGGACAGGGAUCACAGAGGAAGCAGAGAAUUGUGAGGAGUCAGAGCAAACUGGACAAAAGGAGGAAGGGACUAUUACAGAUUCGUCUGAAAUUGAGAGCUCUGAAGAAGAGUGUGAGAGGUUUGUGGGAACAGCAAUUGCAAAUCCAGAGAGAUUGUGUUCUGUUGCUGACCUUUCAAACAGGGAAGAUUGUGAUAAGUAUAAUGCAGAUGUAGUAGAUUAUUCUACUCCGGUAACUUCUGAAGAGGAAGUAGAACAUGAUGUUCCCAAAGAGUUUACAUCUAAUGCUUCUGAACCAGAAGUGGGAGAAGGAGAACUAGUGGCAAAAUUGGAAAGUGAAAUGCAGGGCAUUCUCAACAACCCUUCCCCAACACUUUCAUCACAUCCAGUUCUGGAUGAAUCCACAGACACCCUGACAGAUGACUCUCCGACUUCCUGGCCUUGCAGGAUGGAUCAUGUGACUGCAGCAAAUCAACUGUCUCAGAGUCCUGGUGAGGUAAUUCAGGAUGGCCUUAAUAUGGUGGGACUGCAGAGCCAUAGUGAAAGGACGUGUUCCCCUUCACCCCUCAGUCAUAGUGCCUUCCCAAAAUCUGAAUGCAUAGCAGACACUCCGUGUAACAUUGACCAAUCUUCUCCUCCCAUUCCUGAUGAGCCAUGUCUCAAUGGAGACAAUCGAAGAGGAAUGCAGGCACUUUCUCGGCAAAAUUCUUGCACAACCCACUCCCAGACCCAGCUAAGAAACUUCCCACACAAGUGCCCAUUGCAUGGUGGUGGAAGAGCUCGUGUGGGAAAUACCCCUGAGCAACCCGCACGAAACCAUCUAGAUGAUGAUGGAAUGCCACUCUAUGUAGAUGCAAUCCAACAAAGGCUCAGACAGAUGGAGAGUGGUCACCAACAGGAGGUUGAAACCUUGAAGAAACAGGUGCAAGAGCUUCGCUGCCGUCUUGAAAGCCAUUUACAUAAUAUCCCACAAAAUUUCAAUGGGGAAUUUACAGAUGAGGUGACCUCAAUCCCUGAUUCUGAAAGCAACCGGGAUCCCAGCUGUUUGUCAGGCUGCAGCACAGAACCAUUCUCUGAAGCCAGCUGGGAGCAGGUGGACAAGCGGGACACAGAGGUGACAAGGUGGCUACCAGAUCAUCUAGCUGUGAACUGCUAUAACUGUGAGAGCAAGUUCUGGUUAGCAAGCAGGAAACAUCACUGUAGGAAUACAGAAGCUGUGGCUGAAACGUGGAAUUGUGGGAAUGUUUUCUGCUCCAGCUGCUGUAAUCAGAAAAUGCCAGUUCCUAGCCAGCAACUAUUUGAGCCCAGCAGAGUUUGUAAGUUGUGUUACAGCAACUUGCACCCCAGCCUGGAACUGGAAAACCCUAUUACGGCUUCUUCUAACUAGGCAAUCAUUCUUCCAGAGGUGGGGAAAAGAGGCCAGCCUUGUUGCUCACUGGAUGAGUUGGAGGAACUGCUUGCGGAAGAUAAUUCUCAAAAAUCAACCUUUUUAUUUGGACUACACUGUCAUGUUUUUUUUUCUCUUUACAAACUUCAUUUUUAUCCUCAUGCUAUAUUGGCAACUUGGGAGAGUAGAGAUACUGAAGUCUGUACUUAUCAUUCUAGGCAAGAAAAAAUAUACUAACAAUUUGUAUUCCUUCUCAGAGUAGUUCAUCAGAGGGACUUUU